UUUCGGAUGCCCUGGGUCAAAUGGCCAUGUAAUCAUGGCAAUUCUAUCCAGAUUCUCACUUAAUUCUUAUUUAUUUCACAGAUGAGAGCAGCAGCCGCUAUCCCUCCAGCGAGCCCAACGCCAAUGACGUCACGAGUUGUGACGAGGCAUCCUCCGAGGUCGACGACCGCUUCGUUGACGAGAACAACGACCUGUUCGUCGACGAGAAUGACGUCAUGUUCAUGAUCUCAGUGUCGUGGAUCAUCCACAUCAUCAUCAGCUUCCAUCUCCUCUACUUCUUCACUGACAUCGCCAAGGCUUUGGAAAAUGAGGACGAUGAUGAUAGUGAUGAUGAUGUCGACGAUGAGGGAGCAGCAGCCGAGGUCGUUGAUGAAAGGAAGGCCGUCGUCGAGAGUUUGGAGACAAGCAAUCUCACUCCACCAGGCCAUCCAGACGAGGUCGUCUACGAACCGGACUUUGAGACCGAGUCUGAGACCGACAUCGACCAGCCCUCAACCUCUUACAAGCGAGACAAACACGCCACCUACGACUUCCUCGUCCAAAAGCGUUUUAUGGAUGUGUCGAGUGAUGAGUACAUCUGGUAGAGGGCGGCGCCCAUUGCAAGCAGGGUAGAGGGGUCGCCAAUGGCCAGCCGGGAAAAGGGGGAUACCGACCAGACGUGAAGAGGGGCACCCAUGGCCAGAAGUAAAGAUGGGCGCCCAUGGAAAAUUGGGAAGAGUGGUCGCCCGCAGCCAGACGUGUACAGGAGACGUCCAUGGUCAGACUGUUGAGGGGGCGCCCACAGUCAGACGAUCAGAGCGGACGCCCGCAGCCAGACAUGUAAAGGGGCGCCCAAGGAUAGACGAUAAGAGGGGUCCCUAUGGCCAAAUUUGUAUAAUGGGGCGCCCACGGAAAAAUGAGGUAGAUGGGGUGUCCAUGGCCAUACAUGUAGAGGGCUCCCACGGAGAGAAGAUAAGAUGGGGGCGCCAAAAGUCAGACGUGAAGAGGGGCGCCCACGGCUAGAUGAUAAGAGGGGCCCAUAGAAAAUGAAGUAGAUGCUUAUGGGGCGCCCACCGACAGACGAUAAGUGGGGGCACCUGCGACCAGACAUGUACAGGGGGCGCCCAUUGCCAAAUGUGUAAAUAGGGUGCCCAUGGAAAAAAAAUGGUAGAUGGGGCGUCCACAGAGAGAAGAUAAGAGGGGCGCCCACGGCCAGACAUGUAGAAGGGCGCCCAUGG
This is a messenger RNA of Lytechinus variegatus (green sea urchin), 1217 nucleotides long. RefSeq lists its product as uncharacterized. Bases 216 to 584 code for a protein of 122 amino acids. The record is from RefSeq and is a predicted model, not a curated record. Lineage: Eukaryota; Metazoa; Echinodermata; Echinoidea; Temnopleuroida; Toxopneustidae. The transcript is spliced from 3 exons.